This is a messenger RNA of Colletotrichum aenigma, 1845 nucleotides long. RefSeq names its product putative sterigmatocystin biosynthesis monooxygenase stcW (gene stcW-0). NCBI's taxonomy places the organism in Eukaryota, Fungi, Ascomycota, Sordariomycetes, Glomerellales, Glomerellaceae. Gene Ontology annotation, molecular function: flavin adenine dinucleotide binding; N,N-dimethylaniline monooxygenase activity; NADP binding. Bases 1 to 1845 code for a protein of 614 amino acids. The record is from RefSeq and is a predicted model, not a curated record. The transcript has 8 exons.
AUGAACGGUAACACCCAACAUGGAGGCACAUCUCAUGGUCCGCCGCAAGAGCGCAGGAAAGUUCCGUAUCGGCACAUACGUGCCGUGAUCAUUGGCGCGGGAGUAUCAGGGAUAUUGAUGGCCUACAAAUUACGAAUGUACCUUGGAGAUUACGUUGAUUUUCACAUCCUGGAAAAGUCCCCAGAACUAGGGGGGACUUGGUUCGAAAACAGGUAUCCAGGAUGCGCGUGCGAUGUUCCUAGCCAUUGCUAUCAGUACAGCUUCGCACCCAACCCUGAUUGGUCAAAAUUCUAUGCAUCUUCUCGAGAAAUCAAGGCUUAUCUCGAUGGAGUUGCUAAGUACUUUGACCUGAAAAAGUUCAUCAAGUUCAACACCAAGGUCACCAACGCGCAGUGGUCCGAGGUCAGCAGCACUUGGACUGUCAAAGUCGAGAAUGGGUCCACCUAUGAGGCGGAGGUCUUAUUCAAUGCCGGUGGUAUCCUCAAUAACCUCCAAAUGCCGAAUAUCACUGGCAUUAACACCUUCGUUGGUCCAAUUCUUCACACCGCCGAUUGGGACCCAUCGAUAGAUCUCAAGGGUAAGAGAAUUGGCGUCAUCGGUGCGGGGGCCAGCGCCGUUCAACUCCUGCCGCAGAUACAACCGACGGCAACGAAAGUCACGGCCUUCAUCCGUACACCGUCCUGGAUCUCACCUCCCGUCGCCCUCCCGGAGGCCGACCGACCGAGCUACUCGUACGACGAAGCGGAGAAGACCAGAUUCCGAGAAAACGAUGCUGAAUACCUUGAAGACCGGAAGCGGCUGGAAGCGCAUUUCAAUGGCAUGUUCGACGCCUUCUUCAAAGCUAGUCCGCAGCAGAGAGACCUUCGGGAACGAUUUGAAAGCCGCAUGAGAUCUCUGAUUCGUGACGUGGCUCUUCAAGAGCGACUGAUUCCCAAGUUCGAGGCGGGCUGUCGGCGGAUCAAUCCGGGAGAGCAGUACCUUCUGACACUCCAACAGCCAAAUGUUGAACCCGUAUUUGAGGGCAUUGAGAAGAUCACUGCUACUGGCAUAGUCGCCGGUGGAGUUGAGUAUCCUGUGGACGUUCUUAUUGCUGCUACCGGCUUCAACACCACCUUCACGCCGCGCUUCCCGAUCAUUGGCAGAAAUGGCAACAAUCUACAGGAUAUUUGGGCUGAGAACCCCACCUCUUACUGCGGAACGGGUGUUUCUGGAUUUCCCAACUACAUGAUAUUCCUGGGUCCCAAUACGCCCAUCUCCAAUGGCAGUCUCAUGGGCCCAAUCGAAGCUACGGGUGACUACUUCGUUCGCAUUCUCACCAAGAUGAUCCGACAAAGCAUCAAGUCUUUUGACGUACGUAUCGAUGCUCAAACGGACUUUGACAACCACACACAAGAGUUCAUGCGUCAGGCAGUCUGGACAGGAACGUGUCGGAGUUGGUUUAAGAAAGAUAUCGACGGGAAGUCACUUGCCGAAGACCGCUGGGAGGAUUACGAAUGGCGCUGUGAUGGGAACCGCUAUGCAUACUGGGGCAACGGAUUCUCCUGGAUCGAGAAACCCGAGUUGGAUCCCAUAGGCAUUGAUGAAAGGGAGUACUCAAAGACAAUGACCACCAUUGCAGAAAGAUCGUCGGACCUCAGCUUCUAUCUGGGUAAGGCUGAUCCCUUGCCCAAGGGUGUCUUAGCUCACGUGGUGGACGCCGAAGUUCAGUGUCAGCAUAUCGUGGGGCAGUCUGAGGUCCAUGGAGCCGAUCUGACCAAGUCCGACGUGAAAGACGCGGACGUUACUGAGCAGGAGAUGCGUUCUGGUUUAGAGUCUUAUGUUCCAGCUAUUGCUGUGGGGGUUUGA